Rhizoctonia solani is the source of this 4545-nucleotide messenger RNA. RefSeq names its product Retrotransposable element Tf2 protein. Lineage: Eukaryota; Fungi; Basidiomycota; Agaricomycetes; Cantharellales; Ceratobasidiaceae. The coding region runs from base 1 to 4545 and encodes 1514 amino acids. Gene Ontology annotation, biological process: DNA integration. The transcript has 2 exons. Gene Ontology annotation, molecular function: nucleic acid binding. The record is from RefSeq and is a predicted model, not a curated record.
AUGGAACCGGAGCCGACCCUUGCCUCUCUCCUCGAGGCUAUCCAAACCCUCACCAGCCAAGUCGGGUCCUUGCAGGCCCAAAUCCACACUCAAGGCCAACAGCUCUCUGAGCUCAAAGCCAUAUGCAAGGAGACCAACGACCUUGUUGGAGACAAGGACCAGGGCGGAGCCCAAGCCAAGCCUGGCCCAUUGACUGGGCCUAUCACUCCCCCCACCCAUACAGGGGGAGAAGCGCACACUCCAGGAACGGUUAGGCCUGGACUCAAGGCCCCCUUCCGCCCUUCAAGAGGCACAGGUUUUGAUUCCGAGGAAGAAGAGGAGCCAAGAAGAGCUCCCAAAAAGGAGCCUAUGGGAACGCCUAAACGCUCCCUCAGUUCCCUCACCCCCUUCGACUCCGGGUCUUCAGUGAAGCGGCCCAAAAUGGAGUUACCGGACCCUUAUAAGGGAGACACCAGGGGAAGGAAGGCCACACAGUGGCUUGAUCGGAUGCUCCUUUGGGUUGCCCUCCACAGGGAUCAGUUUGAUGAAGAGGAACAGAUGGUGGUAUGGAUUUUAUACCACAUGACAGACAAGGCCGCCGACUGGGCCCUCCCCAUCAUCGGAACCAUCAUCAAGGGCAAGGGGAAUCCUCCAAUCACCAUCCCGGCCUUAACAGCCAAGUUCAAAGAAGCCUUUGCCGACCCAGAUGCAAAGAGGGCGGCCGCCAGAAAGAUCGCCGCGUUAACUCAGACCACCACCACGUCUGAGUACGUCACAGAAUUCCGCAACCUCAUGGCGGAACUAGACUGGAACACUGAGGCGUACAUUGCCCAGUUUACGCGCGGUCUUCACUGGAAGGUGAAAGAACUCCUGUCCACCAAGGACAACAUUCCCGACAAUGACCUAGAGGCCAUAUUCGCCGCCUCGGUCAAAAUUGACAACACUCGUUGGGAGAACAAGGAAAACCGCCCUAAGAAGGCUCCCACCAAGGCUCCGGUCGCCACGACCACCUCUACCUCCACCACUACCACCAGGGUCCGUUUAUCAGAGGACCCCAAUUACGUCACUCCGGAAGAACGAGACCGUCGCCGCGCGUCUGGCCUCUGCGUCAAGUGCGGACAAAAGGGCAUGGCAUCAAACAAUGCCCAAAUGGAUGGAAGGCCACAAUCAAGGAGGUUGCCAAGGUGGCAGAAGAAGAAGGGUCGGGAAAAGAUUGAGGCCAAGGACUACCCUCUGGACUCGAAUAAAAAACCCUUAUUAUUUAUCAAUCUUGAACUGCACGACUUCCCGACGGAACACCUCAAAACCCUGAUUGAUUCAGGAGCCACAUUGAACUUCAUAUCCCCCGCGAUUGUGGAAAAAUAUAAAAUCCCAAAAACCCAACUCGAAAAUCCACGAGUUGUGAGAAUGUUAGAUGGUACUAUAUCUCAGACUGGUUGCAUAUGGCACCAGGUUCAACUCGCGGUCUUGGCCAAUGGCCACCCCCACACCAUUCCUUUCCUUGUUUGCCCCAUAGGCAACACCCCGGCUAUUCUAGGCAUGACAUGGUUAACGGCAGAAGCUCCUUUGAUUGAUUGGCAACAGGGACUAGUUACCUUCCCUGAACAAGCUCAAAUCGCCUCUGAAGAAGAAGCGGAUUCAGACCCUUUAGCAGACCUUCCCCCUCAGUACCAUGAAUUUGCUAAAGUGUUUGGCAAAGAAGAAUUCAAGGUCCUCCCUCCACAUAGGGAGUAUGACAUCUCUAUAGACCUUGUCCCGGACGCCAAACUAACUCCUGGUCCCAUAUAUGGCAUGACUGAUGCGGAGUCCAAGGCGCUCAAACAACAUAUUGAUGAAGAGCUAGCCACGGGCAAGAUUCGCCCCAGUACUUCAUCAGCAGGUGCCCCAGUAAUGUUUGUGAAAAAAGCAGAUGGAUCUCUCAGGCUGGUAGUCAACUAUAGGAAGUUGAAUGACGUCACCCACAAAAACGUCUAUCCCCUUCCCAGACAAGAUGACCUUAUGGCCAAGUUACGGAACGCCAAGUUAUUCACCAAGUUGGACUUACGAUGGGGUUACAACAAUGUUCGGAUCAAAGAAGGCAACGAAUGGAAAACAGCCUUUAGAACCAAAUAUGGUCUCUUUGAGUACCUAGUCAUGCCCUUUGGACUUACAAAUGCCCCGGCAGCGUUUCAACACUUCAUGAAUGACCUUUUUAGGGAUCUGAUUGACGUAACGGUGGUCAUUUACUUGGACGACAUCCUCAUUUUCUCAGAAAAUCCAGAAGAACACCCGGCCCAUGUCAAAGAAGUACUGUCCCGAUUGAUGAAGAACCAGCUGUUCUGCAAACUGUCAAAGUGUUAUUUCCACGUCACAACAGUUGAUUACCUGGGCAUUGUUAUCUCCCCUGCUGGAUUCUCCAUGGAUCAGAAGAAGAUUGAGGCAGUUACAUCGUGGCCUCAGCCCAAGACAGUCAAGCAGGUACAGGGAUUCCUAGGAUUUGUGAAUUACCUCCGCCGCUUUAUCCCCAACUUCAGUUCCGUGGCACGCCCCCUCCACAACCUCACACAAAAGGAAACCCCCUGGUCAUGGGGUGACCUAGAAGAAGUGGCAUUCCAGGAACUGAAAGCUCUUGUCACCCGGUCACCGGUCUUAAUCCAUUCCAACCCCAAACUUCCAUACUACCUAGAAACAGAUGCAUCAGGAGUAGCCAUGGGAGCAAUUCUCAGCCAGAGAGGGGAAGAUAACCGUUUACACCCAGUAGCCUACAUGUCUAAAUCCUUCUCCGGUGCCAAGGCCAAUUAUGACACCCAUGAUAAGGAGCUCCUAGCCAUAAUCAAGGCAUUAGAAGAAUGGCGGAUCUUCCUAGAGGCAACGGACAGACCAAUCCAGGUGUUUACAGAUCAUAGGAACCUGGAAUAUUGGAUGCAGGCAAGGACUUUUAACCGACGGCAUGCUAGAUGGCGCAUAUUCCUGAGCGAUUUCAAUUUUGAGAUACAUUACCGCCCAGGAAAGCAAUCCGGGAAGCCAGAUGCCUUGUCCAGACAACCGGACUAUGUUGAUACCGCCCAAGAACCCGAAGUCAUGUUACCGUCAGAGGUCUUUGCAAACACAUUGGAAGAAGAGCUGGAAAUCGUUACAGAAGUACGCUCUAAACUGAGGGAAGACCCCUCCCUGGAACCUAUCAUCCAGUUCCUGACCAAAGAUGCUGAUAACGCCCCUCCAUCAAUAAAGAAGGCUUAUAGAGACUACGACUGGGAAGAGGACCUCCUAUGGUACCGAGGGAAACUGGUGAUCCCGGACAAUGAGCCCCUAAAGGAAAGACUCCUCAGAGAAUUCCAUGACUCCCCCCUAGCAGGACACCCGGGUCAGCAAAGAACCCUUGAACUCCUGAGCCGGAGCUACUGGUGGCCAGGAAUGAAGUCUACAGCCAAGGAAUGGGUAGAAUGUUGUCCCACCUGCCAAGCCAACCGACGUGCGCACGCUCCUGUUAUCUCCCUGAAACCCUUAGAAGUCCCGCCAUUCCCCUUCCACACCAUCUCAUACGACUUCAUUACGGGGUUUCCCAAAUCAAACGGGCACGACGCAAUCCUAGUGGUCAUUGACUCAUUUUCCAAGUUUGGACACUUCAUUCCGACCUCAAAGAAAGUCACAGCCAAGGGUCUGGCGGAUCUAUUUGUCAUGCACGUAUGGAAGUUGCACGGAUUACCCGUCAGGACUAUCUCGGAUAGAGGUACCACAUUCACAGGAAAAUUCCUUAGGGCCCUCUAUCAACGGUUGGGAAUCAAACCAUUGUUUUCCUCAGCUUACCACCCAGAAUCUGACGGACAAACGGAACGGGUAAACCAGUUCAUUGAAUUCUACCUCCGUUCUUACGUAGCCGCGGAUCACUCAGACUGGGCUACGUGGCUACCUCUGGCAGAAUAUGCGUACAACAACGCCAGACACGCGUCCACAGGAAAAACACCCUUUGAAUUGGUCUAUGGAAAAAAUCCGGUGAUGAACCCCUCCAACGUACCAUCCAAUGUACCAGAAGCAGACCAAUUAGCAGACACCUUGGCCAAUGAAUGGAAGGAAGCGGAGUCCGCCCUCAGGAUGAGCAAGGAAAAAAUGACUAGGGAUAAAGGAACCAUCCCCAAAUAUUCAAUCGGUGAAAUGGUCUGGCUAGAUGGAAAAAACGUGGAACUCAGGACCAACUCCAAUAAACUGGAUCCUAGGAGACUAGGCCCUUUUGAAGUCUUAGAGAAGAUUUCCAGUCAUGCAUACCGCCUAAAGCUGCCGGAAACUCUGAAAAUCCACGAUGUGUUCUACGUGGGACUAUUGUCCAAAGUUCAUGAGUCCCCUAGCCAACCGUUUCCAGAACGACCCCCUCCAGAGACAAUUGAGGGGGAAGAAGAGUAUGAAGUGGAACAAAUCAUUGACUCAAAAAGGCAACAAGGGAAAUGGUUCUAUCUGAUCAAGUGGAAAGGAUACGGCCCAGAGGACAAUUCUUGGGAACCAGAAGAACUCUUGGAGCACAGCCAGGAGGAAAUUCAACGUUUCAACAAGUCACAACUGAAAAAGGCUCGUGACUCCGCCAAGAGCCUUUAA